AUGGGGCACUUGUUUGGCUUGUCUGCUCAACAAUAUUAUAACAUUGAAAAUGAAGAUGAGUCAGAUGCGAGGGUUGCCCCAAUUUAUCCAACGCCUGACAGAGGGACACUCGCAACCAAGGGUGGAUGUGCUUUUACCGGACAUGGAGGAGGAGCAGCAGGAGGAAGAAUAGUCGCACCCAACAACAAAAGAGAAGGAAGAACAGCCGCAACCCAACGGUCAGGAGCAACCCCCACAACAAUGAAACGAGACAAAGAGGACGGUGAAGAGCAAGAGGAGGAAGAUCCAUCAGAAGAUACAGAGGAUUCCGAAAGGUUGGUGGAUACGCUCAACCUUUUGCAGAGGCAUGAGCUGCUAUCUCUGUUCUCUGAGAACUUAAAGAGCGGAAGAGCAGUGAUGAAGCACUUUGUUCACGUAAGGAUAUCUUGAAACCGAAUCAUCAAAGGCGUGGAUCUGGAUGUGGCAGUGCAAUACUUCCUGAGGAAAAAAGCUUCCAACCUGUCUGGUGUACAAAAGGCGAGCAUGUGGGUUAAAUCAUCCAACUUCAACAAGAUCAACUCGCAUGCAGCCAGCAGCUCGGGGACAUCAGGCAGGUUAUUUACAGGCUUGCAGACACUCCUAAUAGAGGAAGCGAUCUGGUCCCUUCCUCCCAAUGCUUCUGGACAGAAAUGUGUCGAUGCAAUUACAUCCGAGGAGAGAUGUAGGGAACAGUGCAUUCAUGAUUCAUUUACAGCACAACAACUUAAAGUCAAAGUCAAAACCAUUAGGUGGAAAGCUGCCCGAGAGGCAAAAAGUUUCCACUUGUAA
Paramuricea clavata is the source of this 807-nucleotide messenger RNA. The record is from the annotation of a GenBank genome assembly. NCBI's taxonomy places the organism in Eukaryota, Metazoa, Cnidaria, Anthozoa, Malacalcyonacea, Plexauridae.